AUGGUUGGCUACAAAAUUGCGAAAUUUCUGUUGCUGACGAUGGCUGUUGACCUGCUGUUGUUUACUUCGACUGAGGUUAAAGCUUGGUGGGGUAGGCGACGUUACAGAUGCUCACCUCAUGCACCACCUAAAGGAGUCGCGUGGAAGAACCACUGGCACCAAUCCUUAUCCUUCGAAUGCAAAACGAGUAAGCCAAUAUAGGAUCACUACACGAUGAUGUCCCUUUCACUUGUCUAGGUUUACUAUAGGUUUCUUGUUAAGAUUCAAGGCUUUCCGGGCGUCUCCUCAAAUUUCCCGAUAGUCAUCUGUUACAAAUUUUAAAUCAGAUACUUCCAAAUUUACAGUCUUAAUUGUGGAAUUAUAAUUACGAAAUAUUUUAAUCAGUGGUAUCACUGGUAGUUAGCGUGUACACGGUCAGUGAUUUUGGUGUUUCAAUCAAACUGAUCGGUUCGCUAUCUUGGACUAUGACGUUUUAUUCACCGCACAAAGUAACUGAUAUGACUCUUUUUUGAAUAAGGAAAGGUCAACACUUCGAUGAAUAAUAGUGGCCUAUAUUAAGGCAUAUGUUCCCUCUGUCACUAUUCUCCUCGAUUUCGAUUAAUUGUGAUAUUAUUAUCAUUAUCAUUAUCAUCAUUAUUGAAUUAUUAUUAUCAACACUAUUUCCCACCCUUUUAUACUCCCUGCAUAAAGGACUUGUUUGUCCAUAGCGAACCUUUUAAUGAUUAUAUAUUAUAAGCCCGGACAAAGUAAAGGAUAAUAUUACUUAAUUAUGUUUUGGCAAACACACUCACAUUUAUUGGUACACAGUAAUUAGCGCAUUCUCCUGACUGAGUAAAUAAACGGAACUGAAGAAAGAUUAGAAUUGCAUACAUUGUCCUGUAUAUCUGCACAAGUUUUCAACUUCGUCUUUAUUUCUAAUUUCAUUCGCUUGUGUAAUCUUUAGGCAAAUCUAUUAGGCUUUGGCAGAGCGAGCAUAGCAACUGUGCGGAAGACCGCAUUCACUAUUUUGAAUGUGGAUAUGGUCCGGGACGAUACAGUGAGAGAAACUGCAGAUGGACCAGUCAUUACGUGAAUGACUAUGACGGACCAGUGACGUUCAAAUGUGGACAUAAUGGAUUUAUCACAGGAGUGAAGAGCCAUUACAACACCGGUGCUAGAGACCGCAGGUACUUAAUAUCUCUUUCCCUUCCUUUCUGAAACUGCUGAAAAUAUUAUUUCUGAACAUGCAAAUAGUUAACGUGUCCGUUUCUCUCUUCCCUUUUUUUCAUUCAGGUUUCAAUUCCGCUGCUGCCAUAAAUCUCGGUAUAGUAUCCGCCACUGUAAGCACACUGCUACUGUGAACCAUUGGGAUGGUUACUUGUCGUACAGAGUCCCUUCAGGAUACUUUUUGACUGGAGCGUACAGUCAUCAUGUCAACCGUUAUGAGUAAGUUUUAACAACCAUCUUCUCGUCUGAAUUUCAGCCAUCUCCUCGAGUCACAAACUCCUGAGGAAGACGACUGAAAUUUUCGCUAGGAGCUUCUCAGACGGUCAUCAUUCUUUGCCUGCUUUGAGCGUUUAUACUCCUGGUGAAAGUCCAUAUUUCUAAAAUUACUGCCAAAUAUGUAUCACAAGGGAGGCUGUACGUAAAUCGCAACAAAACUUUUGACUGAAACAUUAAUUAUUGUCCUAUGGGAUUUUAAGCUCAGCACUUGAAAUAUUACUCCGUCAGUUCUUAGAUGUGAGAGACAACACAGAAAUUUCACUUUUUUUACACAGAACAAGGAUUGUACUGAUAAAUUUGCCAUAAUAUUAUUUUUAUUUUUAUUAUUAUUAUUAUUAUUAUUAUUUUUAUUUUAGAAUUAACAUGUAUUACAAUUAAACUUUUUGUGUCCAUAUUAUUUCUAGGGAUCGUCGCUGGAAGUUUGAGAUCUGUCAAUUCAAACAAAGCCGUUAA
Messenger RNA from Porites evermanni, 1935 nucleotides. The record is from the annotation of a GenBank genome assembly. NCBI's taxonomy places the organism in Eukaryota, Metazoa, Cnidaria, Anthozoa, Scleractinia, Poritidae.